Messenger RNA from Moneuplotes crassus, 1239 nucleotides. The record is from the annotation of a GenBank genome assembly. Lineage: Eukaryota; Ciliophora; Spirotrichea; Euplotida; Euplotidae.
UUUUAUAAUAUUUUCAAUAUGGCAAAGCUUCACAGAUCAAUAAUUGUUGUUCUAGUGCUGAUUAUGGCGCUUUCAUGAUCGUUUGCACUAAGAUCGAACAAUAUUUUACAAGACAACAAAGUUUCAGUCCCAAAAGUAGCCAAUACAACUGAACCUGCAGGAUCUCUGAGUGCAAAGAAGCAAGAGCCUGGAGUUAUUCACACCCCAGGUGUGAAUAAGAAAUUGAGCCAGCCUGUAUGGGCUUACACGAACUAUAUUGACUGGACCAAAAUGAAGACAUAUGUACAUUCACAGAGAGAGAUUAUUCUGUAUUCUAGCUCAAUCGCAAUCUUGACUGCUGUAUUGCUGGUCUCUAUCAAGGUAAUCAAAUCAAAGUACUACACCAAUAAAUUUAAUGAGAAAGAUCUUUUUAACGCAAGAAGUCUCUUCAAGGCCAAAGGGAGGUUAUCCCAUGAGAAGAGAAGGAAGGAGGACGAAGGCCUGAAGACAAUCCUUGAAGACGUCGAUGAGUCAUGUGAUGUGGAAAACGGUAAUAAAAGAGAAACAUGAAAAACUAUUUAUGAGGAUAGGUUUAGUCAUACUUAUAGCACCUUCUCCGUUCCAGGAAGAAACAGUCACCUUCAUGUGGAUGGAGAGCGUUUACAACAUAAUCUUAGAAGAAAUUAUCAUGAGAGAAAGACUGGUGAAGAACCUGAAAUCAUUAGUGUUUUCUCCACUGAAAAAUCAGAGGAUUACGCUAUACCUCAGAGACAAUUUAUGAAAGCUGAUUUUGGGAAUGAUAAACUCGAAAAAGCUGCUUACUUAAAAGCAAAAGAAAGAGCUCUCUUUGGGAACUUUAAUUCACAAAAUGAUAAUGCUUCAAAACUUCCUGCUCAAGAAGGGGUAAAAUCUCAAAUCAAAAUUGACUUCUCUGAGUCUGGGUCAGAGGAUGAAGAGCUAUCAGACUGUCCAAGGCAGGAUGAUAUUAAUAAUGUAUAUGGCAGAGAUACCAUAGAUCUUAAUGGCCCAAUGUACGAUCCAAUGAUCUUGAAAAAGAAUGGCAAAGGAUGUAUGUCCGAGUUCAGUCAAGCAGAGAGUGAGGCCAAUGAUAUGAACAAAAUUUUAAAUCAUAUGGAAGAAAAGCCAUUCAAAGGUUUUGAAGAGGAUGAUAUCACAAACUCGGUUGAUUCACGUAUCAAUGAAGGAGCUAUGCUAAGAUCAAGGCAUCACAAUAAUGAUAUGGAGGAUCUAUUCUUUUAG